Molecule: messenger RNA, 8306 nt
Organism: Anopheles bellator
Lineage: Eukaryota; Metazoa; Arthropoda; Insecta; Diptera; Culicidae
Gene: Cals
Product: calsyntenin-1
Exons: 8
Coding region: 1-3057 (1018 amino acids)
Biological process (GO): homophilic cell-cell adhesion; positive regulation of synaptic transmission; positive regulation of synapse assembly
Cellular component (GO): postsynaptic membrane; cell surface
Molecular function (GO): calcium ion binding; X11-like protein binding; kinesin binding
Source: RefSeq, a predicted model, not a curated record
AUGGUGCCGGCAAAGGGAAUCUAUCUAGCGCUGUUGGUGCUGGUUGCCAGCAGCAGCUUUAGCGGCCACCACCAGGUGAAGGGAGAGAAGUACGAGGACGAGGACGAUUACUAUGAUUCCAGAGAACGUGUCCUGGAGACGUCGUACCACGGUUUGAUAAAAGAGAACGAAACGUUCGUCGAGAUUACGCCACUGAUCAAGGUUGAUGAAUCGAAAAUUUGUGGAUUCCACAUAAUUAAAAAGAACAAGGAGAUACCGUUCCAGAUUGAGCUGGUCAACGAGCUCGGCAUCCUGAAGGCGAAAAAGACACUCAACUGCGAGAAGCGGAAAAACUACAAGUUCGACAUCACCGCCGUGUUCUGCGAUGGGUCACACUCCAAGAGCGCAAGCGUUCACAUCUCCGUGAUUGACAUAAAUGAAUAUUCGCCAACAUUCCUGCAGCCUUCGUACGUCACAGAGGUGGACGAAGGCCGGCUCUACCAGGAGAUCAUUCGCGUCGAGGCUACGGACAAGGACUGUACGCCACUGUUUGGCGAUGUGUGCAAGUACGAGAUCCUGACGAACGAUCAGCCGUUCACCAUCGACAACGAGGGCUCGAUCCGCAACACGGAACCGCUGUCGCACAAGAUCUCGCACAAUCACAUCCUCUCGGUGGUGGCGUACGACUGUGCGAUGAAGCAGUCGGCCCCGGUGAUGGUCAAUAUCCGCGUGCGGCGUGUCUGCGAGGCCCACGUCAUGGGGGUGGCCGAACGGAUCGACUACACCGCCAACUCGCUGGAGAGCGUGUCACUGUUCCCGAAGAUUCGGCUCGAGCUGUGCGAUAUGCAGUGCAAGGGCGAGGACAUGGUGAUCCAGUCGUCGGUGUCGCUCAAGACGAAGCACAUCUCGUUCGGGUGCGAUCGCGACGCGACCCAGUGUCUGCGCCGGUUGAGCGAGGGCGAACCCCGCCAGCAGCUGGGCGACGGUGCCGGGCUGGUCGAUCUGCUGCAGAAGAACACCGACUGGACGAAGGACCUGGUGUACGACGAGGGCGCCGAGUCGGUGUUCCAUUUCGACGGCAACUCGGGUGCGAUCGUGCCGAAGAACGUCGUGCAGCCGCAGGACUUUGCGGCGCACCAGUUCAGCAUCGUGACGAUGUUCCGGCACCACAGUAUCGCGACGAACGAUAAGCACACCAAGGAGCACAUCGUGUGCAGUGCGGACGACCACAAGAUGAACCGCCACCACAUGGCGCUGUUUGUGCGCAACUGUCGGCUGAUCCUGCUGCUGCGCAAGGACUUUAACGAUGGCGACCUGAACAUCUUCAGCCCGGCCGAGUGGCGCUGGAAGAUUCCGCAGGUGUGCGACAACGAGUGGCACCACUACACGGUCAACGUGGACCUGCCGAAGGUGGAGUUGUACGUCGAUGGGGUGCGCUUCGAGAGUAGCGUCGAGGACCGGCACAGCAACCCGGAGGUGAUCGACGAUUGGCCUCUGCACGCGGCGCACGGCAUCAACACGACGCUCGCGAUCGGUGCCUGCUACCAGGGAUCGGAGAACCGGCUGAAGCACGGUUUCAGUGGUGACAUCUCGGAGAUCAAGCUGUCGACCCGCGCCAUUCUGACGCCGAGUCAGAUCCGCUGCGGAACGGACUGUGCCGAGAAGCUGCUCCCUCCGGCCGACCACUACCUCGAACCGGAGCAACAAAUUCAGUCGAACACGCAGAUGAACAAGAUCGUGAUCGAGGGUAGCAACAAAACCAACAUCGAGCUGCUGUUGCAGCAGAUCCAGUACAUCAAUGCGAAGGAAAACCCCACGAUCGGACGCCGUAACAUCCAGGUAAUGACCACGGUGAGCUGCCCGAACAAGAAGGCGAUCCGGUUGCCAACGAUCGACACCUACAUCAUGGUUACGUCGACCAGCAAUCCUUCCGGCGGUGCUGCAUCAGGAUUGUCCGCGUCUGCCUCGUCGUCGUCGUCGGUGUCCGGUUUGUACAGCAAGAUCCUGGACAAACCGCUCACCACAGACCAGAAGCCACGGAUUGUGAUCAGUGGCAACUCGAACCACCUCGUGUCGUACCCGGACAUCAAGGAGGGUGUGAAGAUCCUGGCGCAGAUCAACAUCAGCAUCUACACCGGCAAGGACAUUCGGCCCGAGAUGCAGAAGCUGGACUCGUGCAACGUGAACGUGUUCCCGAGCCUCAACCCGGACCACGAGGAGAUCACGAUCGACGAUAAGGACGGUGCGGAUGAGUCGCUGUUCAAGUUCGACAUCAAGACGAAGAUCAGCAAGGAGGGUGUCGAGAUGAUCGGUUACGACACGAUCGAGAACUACCAGCACGUGCUGAAGUCGCUCGUCUACAUCAACAAGAAGCCGGCCUACUACCUGAACCGGGUGUUCAAGCUGACCUGCUCGCAGGUGGACGAUCACUUCCGAAGCGCCGAGUACACGCUCACGCUGACGGUGCUGCACCCGAAGCAGCAGCCAACGUCCUCGGCGGCGGCCGCAGCAGCAGCGUCGCCCUCGUCGAACGUUCUCCUCGCCAUCUCGACCGCACCGUCCGAGGGUCAACAUAAUGGUCCCGUUGCCGUCGAUUCGCACGAUAACACAAAUCAAUACGCACAUGCGAUGCUACACUCGCACGACGUGCAGGAGGCCCAGUCGAAGGUUCGCACCAGUUCCGGCAUCAUCGGGCACGAGAAGCUCGCCUCGUCCCACUCGACGAUGCUGAUUGUGGUGAUUUGCGCCUCGUUCGUGCUGCUAAUCUGCGGUGUCGGCAUUGCCCGUCUGCGCAACAACAGCACCGGAAGUGCGGCCAGUGGUGGCGGUCUGCUCGGGUCCGGCGCGGCCGGCCAUUCGCGCAACACCGACAAACAUCAGCCGUGCCCGAAGGUGGCCCCCGAUCAGCAGCUCGAUUGGGACGAUUCCGCCCUGACCAUCACCAUCAACCCGAUGCAGAACGACAACCUGUCGGACGAGAGCUCCGAGUCGGAGAACUCGGACUCCGAGGACGAGGAGGUCAUCAACGGGCGCUACAAAAACGUCAGUCAGCUCGAAUGGGACAACUCCACAAUCUAAAUGAAUACAUCAAACACUUUAAAGUAUGACAGAUUUAUUACACUACACAACACCCAUCGCGGGUCACCACCAGCGACACCGUUCGAAGAGCAGCCCCAACCACCCGGCAGCGCAGCAGAACUCCCCGUGAACCAGUGCGGCGAGACCAAGCAAGAAGAAGCCUAUAUAUAUAAAUAAAUAUAUAUAUAUAAACUGUGAGAAUGAAAUCCCCAUAAAUUGUCCCAGCGCCAGUGAAACAAGCUGCGGCGCAGCGCGUCGAUCAGCCCAACCAAAAUCUGAUAAUUUGCACUUCGGGGGGUCACAUUAUCUGGCCACCACUACACAACCAUUACCCUCCGGGGGGACAGCACAAUAGGAACGGAUUAUCAGCCGCCACCCAAAACAUCCUUCUCUCCGAACGCGGGAGGGCCCUGCAGGUCCUUUCCGCUGACGCGGAGCCGCACACACGGCGGACGACCCACUAAGGGUUCCGCGUGGUGAUAUGGUUUUGUUGUUUUACACAAAUGUCCCCCGGGCGGAAGGCAGCCUCUGUACUUAAUGCAGCAAUGAUGAUGCAAUCAGUGUGUGCGGCACUAUGGGAAUCGCUUAUGGCAAAGUAACACAACGCCGCAGCGCCAACAACAUUCAUUUCGAAACGACACAAGCGAAAAAGAGAAAGAUGUGACCCCCAGGCGGGGCCGAAAAGGGAAAGCAAGGGCAAACACACCCAUUAAACUAACGAUCAGCUUAAUGAAAGUGAACACAAAAAAGGAUUCUAUAUUAUUAAAAGCAGUAAAUACAAAAGUCCACAGAAAGUGAAGGAGAAAAUCCCUCUAGCUAUACGCCGCCGAAAGGAGAGAAGCCAGCGACGAACGUAAGCGAGAGAGACAGAGAGAUAGCAUAAACGGGGAGUAAUAAUAAACGUAAAACGUGUGUAAUAGUGUGUGAGAUGUAUAAAUUGAUAAACAGAAAGAGAAUCACGCGGCACGCGGUUUACGAUGCUGCUGCUGAUAAGACGGCUAAUUAUAGUAUCACUAGCACCUAUCACUACAAGAGAACGACGGAAAACAAAACAACAGCUACUACUACUACUACUAUUAAAUACUACUGCUACUACUGUAACUACCACUAAAUCUACGACCCCAGUCAGCAACGGAGCAUGGAGAGGACCCCCAAGAUUGCUGCGCAUUCCACCCAGAUUUAGUAGCUCGAAAAGAACGUUGCGUCCUCCCCAAGAGCAUCCGCCGGCGCGCGACCUGUACGGCAGCCGGAGCCACGUAUCGUGAGUUGUGCUGCACCUCGUUUCGGAUCAACCGGUGCUUCGUUUGAUGGUGGCGGAUGACGCUGGAUGAAUCUCUCCCGAAGCGACCGACCACCGGACCUCUGUGAGAGCGCUGGCGAUGAGGUACCACGAUUGAGCAUCUUUCCGGUCGCUUCCCAAUGUCUUCUUUACUUGCCCCACAUGCCUCACACAUCUUACUUUUGAGCGCGCGCCGGAGGCUUCAUUUGGGUGUCUUGCCAUGCCAUGCGUCGUGCGUGCCAUCGUGUUCGCGUAAGCCGAUUUUAGCAGAUUUUAUUUAGGUGUUUUAAUCGCGAAUAAAGUGCACAAGAAGACAUUUUAAGACACACGGAAAGAAACGGCAACGGAAUUGAUUUGUACGCGCUCCCGAAACGAGAAUGGCGUUUGAUCUGCAGUUUUAGUACCCACAGCACACAGCACACUUCAGAGCUUCUUUUGUAGCACAUGGCGAUGGCGCAGGACACAGGGCAGAUUUUGGCAGACCACACCAAGUAAACAAGUAGGACGUUAAAGAGGGGUUGGGAGCUAGUAGGUUGCCGCCCGUGUGUACCGUCCGCGCGGGAACCGCAACUCUGUGAGGGCAGGAAAGAAGCGAAAAAACAAACUAUGAAUAAAAGAAAAGAUCCCUGACCGCGCCACGCCGGACUGGGGCAGGCAAUUCCGUUCCCAAACACUUUAAAAUGUGUGUGCAAUCGUGUUAAGGUGAGAGAAUCUCAUCGUGGAACGCUUUCUGCCAUGCGCCCGCGCUCCGUGUCCGAGUCCUGGUGGGGCUACCACCAGGUGGGUCGUUUGGUUGCGACCCCACACAAACACUUUCGUUUCACUCUCACCCCCUCACCCCGUUGAAGGACAUAUCGUAUUUGCAUAAGCUUAUUACAGCAGUAGACAAACAGCGGCAAACAGGAACUCCGCAGGCCGGUGGUGUCGUAUAUGUAUGAGAGGUAUUAAAGUACGUUCCGAACCCCUAGGAAUGAUAAGUAAACCUUUCGCGAUUUCUGGUAUGCCUCUUCGUGACUGUUCGGUGUUUGGCCGCUUGGGGCCACCGUGUGAUGAAAGAAAUGGCCCCGAGUUCCCAAGUGGUGGAAAUCGUUUUGUGUUAGAUUGAUUGAGGGAUGUACACCGUUUAGUUGCUCGUAGAUUCUCGUGCGAAUGUGUCGUUGGUCAAUGGUUCCCCCGCGUUAGCCUUGUAGUGUCUGUUUUCUGCUCGCAAUGAACUCAUCUGUUGACGGCACCCGAACGGACUCACUGGAGCCUCGGACCCAGUGUCGUCCCUCCGGCCAGUGGCGAUUGUUGCGAUUUGUGCGUGCGUAAGAGUAAGCCCAAAUGGAGCGUGAAGAUGAGGAUAAGGGUCGUUUUAUGCUUCACUUGCUGUGUAACGCUGUGGCACCACCGCGGUCCACGCUCUACGUCCAUACGUUUGGUGGCCCCUUUUUCUGGCUGAACAGUAACUGGCCUCCAUGGGACUGUGAAUUCAACCACCCGUUUUCGGUUUAAUUGUCCACCAUGAAAUACUGGGGCAGCUAGAAGGAGAAGAAAAAUUGUUGUGGUGGGCUGGCCAACAUGACACUCAGCACUCAGACAUUUUGCACCGAAACACCACCCAUUAGUGAAGUAAUUUAAAGCAACACUGGCAAGCAGCAGUAGCAGCAGCUUUCGAAUUUUCUGCUCGACAAACCGUCCAAUCGAAGACAAAGCGAACUAACUCAAAGCAUAAACCACACACAUAAGCCAGGUUCACACAAAUCUAAAUCGAUUUAAAGACACUAAAUAGUAAUAAAAUCCACUUCCAUCACGUCCAUGGCGGCACCCGAGUGAGCAAAGAAUUUAACGACCCAGAACUGUUUCAUGCCGCGAAUGGAUUGCGAAUGAUUACUUGUGAGCCUUUUUUGGUUUCUUUCGUACUCGUCUUCGGUAAGAUUAAAUGUCGAUAUGCCGCACAACUCGCCGCAAACCAUCGCCAGUACUAUCUUUCGUAAUCUCUACCGCGCUUGACUGCUGAUCUUCGAACAAACAGAGCAGGGGCACUGUCGGACGAUCGGACGGAAAAUGCUAUGCACACAGAAACUUAAACCAUUCUCAAAAAGGGAUCGAUGUUUGAACAUAAAACUUAAAAGCUACGCCCAUCUCGACGGGACGGGACGCCGGGUUUGGCCAUUUUUCAAAGGAACACACAGGCAUUUAAAUAAAAAAAAACUAGAGAAAGAAGCGAGAAUAUGCAGAAUGUAUGGCAGAUUCUAGUUUAACAUUAAAUUACCGCAAAAAUGUGUAUAUUGAAUAAUAGUAAACGGUAGUGGUGUGUCCCGUGUCGUGUAUAUGUACACAUUCGAGGGAUUAUAUGUAAACUGUACACAAUUGUGGGCACAGUUCCCGCAAGUCCUUUCCCGAUUUUAGACCCGAUUUUGGUUCUCUAUGUCCUGAUGGUGAAAGCAUAAAAAACACAAAAACUGGAUGGAAUCGAGAUAUAAAUGAAAGCCAAGAGCAGAACAUCGUAAAACACGAACAAGUAGACACACACAUACGGGGGAAGAAAAUCAAUCAAAACAGGAGGAGGCAAUCGGAGGGUGUCCAAAGGACCGCCGCGAUCUCCACAACUGGAUCUUAUUGCGAACGAUCAAGCAAAUGUGGAUUACGGAAAGUCGCUAGUACAUGAUCAAAUCAUUAUCAACGGAGGCGGCGAACAGGAAUCGGGAAAAUGGCACAAUGAUUGAGAAAAACGCAAGAGAGAGUGUGAGAAAGAGAGAGAGAGAGAGAGAGAGAGAAAAGUGACCCGUUGAACUGUAUAAUGGCAGGAAACAAAAUUACGAUAAGAUAGUACGCUUCCUUUUCAAAAUGAACGUAAAUAAAAGGACGCAACAGAUUCUAGCAAAUGGAACAGCGCAGUAAAGAAAAAAAUAUAUAUAUACAAAUAUAUAUAACGAAACAAAACGUAGUGAAACAAAACCCAAACCAACAAACUGAACCAUAAAAGAUAUUAUCAUAUUGCUUUUCUUACCAGCGCUCGAAAUCCAAACCCUACGCUUGGAACAGUCCCAAGCAGGCUUAUAAAGGACAUGACACAAACCUAUCUACCAUUAAUGGCGUGGAAGAUGGAAACGGACGCGGCCGGUUUGAUUUUGUGUAAUGAGAACAAACUGAAUUAUAAAACUGAAAUAGAUUUAGAGCAGCAAAAGUGAAAAUCCAUAUAUACACUUAUAUAUAUAUACAGUAUGUAAACGAUUGCCCACAAACCGGGCACAAACGGCAUAAAUCGAAUUUCCAGUUCAUGGCGCCGGAACAGCGCGUCAGUGUGGGAAAGGAAGGCAGCUUGUUGUUUGAGGAUGGUUCAAGGCUUGAUUUUUUCUCAUUUCUACGUCACACAGUAAGCCAUUCUAUCCACAGCACUCCGUUACCCGUUAAAGGCAUUCUAUUGACAAACACUAAAACGGGACGAUAUGCGUAAGCAUUUAGUAGAGUAGGUAAAGAAGGGGACACGGCCCGUGAAGGUUUUCUGCGGUUUUGCAGUGUCCAUCUUGCCCCCGAACAUAGGGACGGGGUCCGGUGUCGGUGUUGAGGCAGUGCAGAGUAUUUAACACAAACAAAAACCACCCAAAACUGGUGUUUUGCAUAAGGUGCGCUGGUUAAGCAAAUGCUACAAGCUCUUUUCCAGAUCUCUAUCCAAUCCAGGCAUUUUUUCGUGGCCACAACUUGUCGCGUGCUUUUUCUGACGUAGCUUAGAACAGCAAACCAGUACGGUGUUUCAUCGGAUGCAAUCGGUGUUUAUGGUUGGCCACCAAUAUGACCAACAAGAAGACGGAGCUAAACAGAAAGACGCAGGAGGUACGCCCUUUCGGUACGACAGGAUAGUAACUAUAUAGUGAAACAAAAAAACCGCAAACCCAAGUGGAUCAGCAUUAAGCGGAUAGAUAUGGCUGCAAAAAAAAACAAACCGGAACAGACCGAUAUACUCCCUGUAAUAAUCCCAACUAUUACU